GGUGAAGACAUGCUCGGCAGGGCUUUCCAAACUCCGCCGACAGACAGCUUCUCCAGCUUUCCUCAAACCCUGGAGGUGUUUGAGCGGAAGCGAGUUUCUCCAACGCUGCCCUCUUGUUGCGGGCGAUCCUGUCUAGUUGUUCCGGGGAAAGAGGAGCAGGAGGACGGCUGAACGGCUCCGGCUCCACCGCCGAGGACUUCAGCUUCUUCUGCACAAUUUUAGUGAAUUGCGCAAAAUACAGCGCUGGUAAGAAGCGGGCAGCUGGAAGUGCAAGCGGCUUUAGAAACCGUUGACGGUGCAGCACAAACAUGCUCGUGUUGUGGUGGCUGUGACACCACUUUUAACAACAAUCACGAACACAGUGGUGCUUGUGAACGCAGCUUGGAUUACGCUGAACGUGUCGCGGGAAACUGCAAAUCCCCCAGCGUUUGAAAUGCUCUACAACUACACUAACCCAAAAAAAAUUCUGCAAUUAAGCGCCACAGCAGCAGGUUACUGCAAUGGAAAAGUUUGUGAUUCGUGGACAGAGUAAACACUCCUGCACCAAUGAUGCAAGAAGUCCACAGAAGAAGAUCAAACUAGAAAAUGAUGAGAGGAUGAAGCAGGAGGAGGAGGAGGAGGAGGAAGAAGAACAUGCCGCUUCAGCAGAAUUCUCUGAUCCUGUUCCUUGGCAAAAAAUAGAGGCGGAGGGCUUUGACUGUGAUUAUGCUCUGCUGUUCUCCAAAGAGGAAGCAGAUCGCCUGUUUAAACAGCUGGAGGAGGAGGUGGUGUACGCAACAGGAGAAGAAGCAAGAGUCCAGCUGUUUGGAAAGGUGCACAAUAUACCAAGAAAGCAGGCCACAUACGGAGAAGCAGGUCUAACCUACACCUAUUCUGGAGUGACACGUUUAGCCUGCCAGUGGACUCCAACCUUGGAAUAUAUCCGCGAUUCUGUCACAAAAGCAACUGGACAAACAUUUAACUUUGUCCUGGUCAACAGGUACAAAGAUGGGCAGGAUCACAUGGGUGAGCAUCGUGAUGAUGAGAAGGAGCUGGACCCCCUCUGUCCCAUCGCCUCGGUCUCUCUCGGAGCGGCACGAGACUUUAUCUUCCGGCACAGAGAUGCUCGGGGAAAACAGGUCCGCAGACAGAUUGAGCCCGUGAAGCUGGAGCUGGCUCAUGGAAGCCUGCUCCUCAUGAACUCGCCGACCAACACUUUCUGGUACCACAGCCUCCCUGUUCGCAAGAAGGUUUCCCAGCCUCGUAUCAACCUCACCUUCAGACGCAUCCUACUGGACAGAAAGAAAUGACCGAGUGGGGCCGGGGCCCCACUAACGUCUGACUAAGGGACUCUGGAGAAUGAGCACAUUUACAGUUUACAGUUAAAAUGAACCAAACUUCCAACUGAUGCAAGUUCAUACUACAGUUUAAGAUACUUUCAGCAGGAUAUGUUGUUGUUGUAUAGCAGCUCUUAAUGUUUCUGCAGGAAAGGAACAAUAAAAUCAACACUAAACAGUUCAGUCUCCCUGAAAAAUGACACUCAUUGAGUGCAGACGAUGGAGGCUGUAUUUAGCUUCCUUUGUUGCACUGUUCAUGUACUUCGACUGAGCAAACGAGCACUGUAUGCUAAAUUGCAAGUUCAGUCUUUUACAUGUUAUAGUUGGAGAGUUGUGUGCUGUUCCAAAGAAGAUGCACAAGUGUAUGAAAAAUUACCUUUUUUAUCAUGGUUGAUGGUUUUUGUGUUUCAUCAGACUUUGUUGUAUGUCUGCUGAUUUAUUCAUCCAUCCAAUGCUAAACGCGGCUGCUCUUUGAAGGAUUUCAAAAAGUCUUUGAGCAUCAAACUUAAUUCUUGACCACAGGGAAAAUAAAACUAAAGGCCAUCUUACAAGCUGUUUCAUCUCCACCUCAAGGUUUUUAUAAGCCAGCAAACUAUCUGCUUAAGGUCAUUUUUUCAGUCAUAGCCUUUGGCAGAGAAUUAUUUAGCCCUUUAAAUUAUGUGUUGUGUUUAUUGUUGUGAAAUAUGCACUGCUCAUCUCGCUAUAAUGAAAGUCUUUAGUUUGAAAUCCUUCAGUGAGGACCGCUGCUUGGUCAGUCUGCAGAAUUUGAGCAGCCACAUCUACAAGCUCGCAAUCUCUGCUGUCUCAAAGCUGGCAAAGAAUUAUGUUGCUCUUAAAA
This is a messenger RNA of Chelmon rostratus (copperband butterflyfish), 2154 nucleotides long. RefSeq names its product alkB homolog 2, alpha-ketoglutarate dependent dioxygenase (gene alkbh2). The transcript is spliced from 5 exons. Bases 501 to 1289 code for a protein of 262 amino acids. Gene Ontology annotation, biological process: DNA repair. Lineage: Eukaryota; Metazoa; Chordata; Actinopteri; Chaetodontiformes; Chaetodontidae. The record is from RefSeq and is a predicted model, not a curated record.